Aspergillus clavatus NRRL 1 is the source of this 2472-nucleotide messenger RNA. RefSeq names its product TFIIH/NER complex ATPase/helicase subunit SSL2. Gene Ontology annotation, cellular component: nucleotide-excision repair factor 3 complex; transcription factor TFIIH holo complex; transcription preinitiation complex. Lineage: Eukaryota; Fungi; Ascomycota; Eurotiomycetes; Eurotiales; Aspergillaceae. Gene Ontology annotation, molecular function: ATP binding; DNA binding; hydrolase activity. Gene Ontology annotation, biological process: transcription initiation at RNA polymerase II promoter; nucleotide-excision repair. The record is from RefSeq and is a predicted model, not a curated record. The transcript is spliced from 3 exons. Bases 1 to 2472 code for a protein of 823 amino acids.
AUGCCUCCUAAACGCAAAGCGACAGACAGCGGUCGGUCCAGCAGGGCAUCGAAACGGGCGACCCCUGUACCGGACGCUCAGGACGUCGGCAGCAGUGAUGAAUACUCGGACUAUGUGGAUGAGAAAGAGGGUAAUCUGAAAGAUGUCGUGAGCAAAUUCUCCCUCGAAUCUUUCAGUAACAAGAAGAACCCUGCGAUCACAAGACAAGAUCCGAACUUCGGCUACAAAGAUUUCUCAUCGCUCGAUUUGAAACCGGAUCAUGCGAACCGUCCGUUGUGGAUCGAUCCGCUGAAAGGCACGAUCACCUUAGAGAGUUUCUCCCCGCUCGCUCCGCAGGCACAGGACUUUUUGACUACGAUUGCCGAGCCAUUGUCGCGCCCGACGCACUUGCACGAAUAUCGGUUGACUGGAAACAGCUUGUAUGCUGCAGUCUCUGUUGGCCUGCAGCCUGCUGAUAUCAUCAAUUUCCUUGACCGGUUAUCGAAGACGCCGCUGCCAGAGACCAUCAAGUCGUUUAUCGUUGACUUCACCAAGUCCUAUGGAAAGAUCAAGGUCGUCCUCAAACACAACCGCUUUUUUGUGGAAAGUACGGAUCCGGCGAUGCUACAGAUGCUUCUUCAGGAUGAGGUGAUCGGGCAGCAAAGAGUCAACGAGUCGGAGGGCAUCACUCAACAAGCAGCACCCAAAAUGGGUGGAUUGGUUAUUCCUGGAACCAAAGAUGCUGCGGGCGUGAAACAGACAUCCGAGCAAAAGCCAACAAACGGUGUUCCCAGUCAGGAUCGUCAGGACGAAGAUAUCCUUAUGGCGAUACGAGACGAUGAUGACGACGAUGAACAGGCUCAAGUGCACAGUUUCGAGAUCCCCAAUGAAGCGGUAGAAUCAGUCAAAGCUCGCUGCCAGGCCAUGGGCUGCCCGGCGCUUGAAGAGUAUGAUUUCCGGAACGAUGAGAUCAACCCGACCUUGGAUAUCGAUUUGAAACCCAAUGCACGAAUCCGAAGCUACCAGGAGAAGAGUCUGAGCAAAAUGUUUGGUAACGGGCGGGCGAAGAGCGGUAUCAUUGUGUUGCCAUGUGGUGCGGGAAAGACUCUGGUUGGUAUCACGGCUGCCUGCACAAUCAAGAAGGGAACUAUUGUCCUCUGCACGAGCUCCAUGUCGGUCGUACAAUGGCGAAAUGAGUUCUUGCGGUGGUCCAAUAUCGAUCCUGGCGAUGUUGCGGUUUUUACUUCGGACAACAAAGAGAAAUUCCGCAGAUCGACCGGUAUUAUCGUCUCGACGUAUUCCAUGGUGUCUCAAACGCGAGCUCGCUCGCACGACGCUCAGAAGAUGAUGGAUUGGAUUCAAUCGCGCGAAUGGGGUCUCAUGAUCCUGGACGAGGUGCACGUCGUCCCGGCAUCUAUGUUCCGAAAAGUCACUUCGGCUAUCGCGACCCAGGCCAAGCUUGGUUUGACGGCCACCCUGUUGCGUGAAGACGACAAGAUCAAAGAUUUGAACUUUCUGAUUGGCCCCAAGCUCUACGAAGCCAAUUGGAUGGAGCUUGCUGAACAAGGUCAUAUUGCCAAGGUCCAGUGCGCCGAGGUGUGGUGUCCGAUGACAACCGAGUUCUAUUCAGAAUACAUGAGAGAGAAGUCAAGAAAAGCGGCCCUGCUCUACAUUAUGAAUCCUCGGAAGUUCCAGGCCUGCCAGUUCCUGAUUGACUACCACGAGAAACGAGGCGAUAAGGUAAUUGUCUUUUCGGACAACGUGUACGCCCUGGAACGGUACGCGCGCAAAUUGAAUAAAGCUUAUAUCUAUGGCGGUACCCCUCAGAACGAGCGUAUGCGUAUCCUGGAGAACUUUCAGCACAACGAGCAAGUCAACACCAUUUUUCUGUCCAAAAUUGGAGAUACAUCUUUGGAUUUGCCGGAAGCGACAUGUCUGAUCCAGAUAUCUUCACACUAUGGUUCUCGUCGUCAGGAGGCACAGCGUCUCGGUCGGAUCCUCAGAGCCAAACGCCGAAACGACGAAGGUUUCAAUGCUUUCUUCUACUCUCUCGUGUCCAAAGACACCGAUGAAAUGUUUUACUCGUCAAAGCGGCAGGCUUUCCUCGUUGACCAAGGCUAUGCAUUCAAAGUGAUUACCCACCUUCAAGGCAUCGAGAACCUAGAAGGUCUUGCAUUUGCUACCCCCGCGGAACGUCGGGAGCUCCUGCAGGAAGUCAUGUUGCAGAACGAGACUUCUGCCGAAGUUGAGAAUGUCAUGGACGAUCUCUUUUCGGAGCGCUCCGGUGGCUUCAAGGGUAAAGCCAAGGGUGGUGUUCGGCGGAGCGCAGCCACUCUUAGUGGAUUGGCUGGCGGCGAGGACAUGGCUUAUAUUGAGUACAACAGAAGUCGAAACAAGCAGUUGAAGGACAAGGCGGGCCACCACCCCUUGUUCCGGAAGAUGGAGCGGGAGCGCCUGAAGAGGAAGAAGGAGCUCCAGGAUUUCAUGCGAUGA